GUGUUUUCACUUUGCAAGACUGAAAAGAUUCGUCGAACUGGUUGGAAAAAAAUAUUUGCAUUUUUGGUGCGCGAAUGUUCCAAUCUAUAUGGAAACAUCCAUAGAAAUUCCAGCGCCUCAUCAUGUCUGAUAUUCAUUCUGCUUUUUCAUGCUCAGUGUGGAAGGGUUACAAUAAGGGCUUCCCCUCCGAUGAACUUACCUCCCAGAAACCCUCGCUCCACUUGCACACCGCAGCCAGUGGAGAUGCUUAAGGAAUGUGCAAGACCUUCUCGAAGAGUACCAGCUAUAUCCUUCAGCGCUCCCCUGAUGAUUGGAUGUCGAUCGCUGCAUCGGGGGGCGAAUCUGAGCUCUCUGGGGAAGAAGAUUCGGCUGCACAAACUCCUUCUGAGAUGGUAGAAAUUCCUGAAUUGGACCCUGAAAGGAUGGCUAUGCUUCCCUGGGCGGCUGAGAAGGUUCAGGCUCGGGUGGAGACAUCCACUUUGUCCUGAACCUUCGAGGCUGGAUGAUAAGUUUCUCGGGGUGUCUCGCUCUGGUUCUCAGCACCCCACCCAGGUGCCUUUCUUCCCGGAAGUGCAUGAUGAGCUUACCAGCUGGUGGACGGCACCUUUUACUGCUGAAACCAAUCUGGUAGCUUUUCCUCCCUCACAACUCUUGAUGGAGGGGCAGCCAGGAGGCACACAGAGUUCCCGUUGGUUGAGCGGUCAGAAUGUGUCUCCCUUUUAAGGCCUGUUCAUCAGGCCAAGGCACUGAAAGAUCUGUACCAGGGUGAUCGUGAACCUGAGGUUCUGAAAGUGCAGCAGAAAGCUACUGAACUAAUGCUAUGAGCAUUGAAGGUCACUGCACGUUCACUGUGUAAUGUGAUAUCCAUGCUUGUGGUCCAGGAACACCAUCUCUGGUUGUGUCUGGACGACUUAAGGGUUGCUACAAAACUCAGUUUUUAAAUUCCCCCAUGUCCCAGAUGCAGUCGAGAGAUUUGCCCAGCAGGCCACGGCUGCACAGAAGUAGACAGAGGGCCAGGAUGCUCUCCAAAAACCUCUCACUGCCAGCUGUUUUAUUCCUGCUGGCCCCAGGGCUUGCACAAGUAUGCGUUCCCCCCUGUGAGCCUCUUUGCACAGACUCUGUGCAAAGUUAGUGAGGACAAGAAAGAGAUGGGGCGCCCUAUGACACCCGUGUCCAGACACCUGGAAACUCCAGCUCUGGUCCCUGGAUAUGCCAUGGAGGAUCUAGGUGACCUAUCCCGAGAGGUAGUGGACACCACCACUUCAGCAUGAGCACCGAGACACAAGACAAUCUUAUGCCUUGAAGUAGAACCUGUUUAUCUAGAGGUGUACAUCUCACAGAGAGGACCUCUGGAGAUGCUUGAUCAGGGCUGUGCUUUCUGUUCUGCAGCAGGGGUGGGAGCGAUGCCUGUCUCCCUCCACACUUAAAGUGUACGUUACUGUGAUAUCUGCACACCACGACCCCGUGGAUGGUAAAACAGCAGGGAAAGCAUGACCUGGUCGUCAGGUUCCUUAGGGACCUCCCUCCAAACCACUUGGGACCUGAGUCUGGUACUUCGAGCUCUUCAUCAGGUCCCAUUUAAACCCUUGCAAUCAGUUGAGCUGAAGUUUCUGUCAAUGAAAAUGUAACUCCUGGUUGCUUUGGCUUCUAUCAAGGGUAGGGAACCUCCAGGCAUUUUUGGUUGAUGAAUUGUGCCUAGAGUUUGGGCCAGGUGACUCCCAUGUAACUCUGAGAUCUCGGUCCAACUACAUGCACAAGGAUCCAAAUCCUCCCUUCAGGGAUCAGGUGGUGAACCUGCAAGUGCUGUCCUCAGAGGAGGCAGAGACCUAGCUUUGUUCUGUGCUGUCUAGGGUUGUAGCGAUAUACCAGUAUGACGGUCUAUUGCAGUUUGAAUGUGCACGGUUAUCAUACAGUAAUCAUUUGCAUAUUUGUGUUUUUUUUUUUUUUUUUUUUUAUGAAGAGAAAUCUUAACCUAUAUUCGCUCGGCUGCUUCACUCUGCAUUCACUUGGCUGUUUACAUGCAUGUACGACAGAGAAAAUGGCAGAGACAGAGAUUAUAUCUAAUUGAAAUCCCAUGCCGAAAAAAGUUUAAAUCUUCAGUAUGAGAAUACUUAGGAUACAAAAAACUCACAGGUCUGCUACAACCCGUCUAAAUAAUAGCUUGAUUUAACUUGAAGUUAUGACAAAAACAUGUUAGCAGUGUACAAUGUACUUUAAAGUUAUAAUAGCAACAAUAAUAUUCUUUAUAAUAAUUAAUUUAAACAUUAUUUUUAAGGAGCAUCGUGUUUGUCCAUGUUUUAACAGAACACCCAUAUGUUGUGCAGCACUUUGCCAAAAAUAAAAGGAGUUGUUAAAUUUUCAUUUGAUAACAUUUUAAAACAUUCAUUAAAAUGGUAAAGUGUUAUAUGGAUAAACAUAAGGCUUAUAGCUUUAAUUUUUAUUGUUUUUUUAAUUUAUGUUUUUUAUUUAUUGAGAAGCAAGACUUCAUUACUUUCAUAUUUCAAGUUUGUUGCAUUAAAGGAUUUGUUCACUUAACUUGUUCUUAUCCUUUUAAGAGUCAUUUUUACUGAUUAAGAAUUAUUGUUUAAUAUAUAUUGUCAAACUGUGAUAUUUUCUGAGACGAUUAUCAUAUCAUGAAAAUCUCAUAACCAGUUUUGGUAGCGGACUUCUAAUUAACUGUCAACUGUUUUUGGUAGGUGGUGCCCUAGAAAAUAAGGUUGCAGAGAUGCAGACCUUAGUUUCAAGCCUGAGUUCAUAUUUUAACACAUCUGGAGCAAGUAACCCAAUGACUAGGGAACUGCAAGAAAAGAAAUUGUCUAAUAUCGAGACCUUGAUGACUGAUCUUGCCUCCUCACUGAGUUCACUCACAUCCAAACAAGAAGAAAUCCUGCAAAGGUUGGAGCGCCAGCAGAAUGUGUCACACACUGAAGUCAAGAGUUUGAUGGGCAGUUUGAGUUCUUCAGUAUCGGCUCUUAGGGAUAAACUGACAGAGCACAGCUCAAAUUCAUCUGUUUUUUCUCUACAGUCUUUUCAACAUACACAAUUUAUUUUGAUGGACAUUUCAAGGACACUGAUGGGCCUGAGUCAUUUCAUGGGGGACACGAGAUCAUCUAUUCAGUUACUUUCUUAUAAACUAUCAUUUACCAACUUGCUUACAUCAGGCUGUAUUGAAUCCGAUUGGAUCCCGUUCAGAAACAGCUGUUACCUGUUCUCACAGAAUGUAAUGAACUGGACCAAAGCAAAAGAUUACUGCCAAAACCAGGGUGCAUUACUCUUAAAAAUAGAAGAUGCCUCUGAGAAGGAGUGGCAAUUUGUUACCAAUAUGGCUAAACCACAUUCAUACUGGAUUGGUCUUACGGACCAGAACACAGGGCAGUGGAGAUGGGCGGAUGACACUCCUUACACCAUGAAUAAAGAACAAUGGAGUCCUGGGCAGCCGGAUGACUGGACCCAGCAUGGACUGGGAGAGGAAGGAGAGGACUGUGGGCACAUUACAGUAUAUGGGCUGUUAAAUGAUGCCCACUGCUCUUACCAAAUGAAGUAUAUAUGUAAAAUGAAAAAAAAUGUGCCUUAAAGUGUGGUCAGCCCUGAAUGAAUAAAAGCACUGUCCACGGACAAGUCUAGAUAGAUUUAAUUUGGAGUAUUUUAAAUUUUUUGUGUGCAGUGGGGGAGUACUGUGCAGAAAUUGUUAACUUUUGGUUUAAAUUACAAAUCAAAUUAAUGUGUUUGGUGUAGUUAUGACUAAUACAGGGUUUCUCCAGAGUCUUUAAAAUCAAAUUUUAGACUUUUUAAGAGUUGACAAAUGAAAUUAAUACUGCAUGACUUUAUAGAACAAACCCAAACAAUCACAAAAUAAAUCAGGAAUCUCAAAUUAUUUUACUUAAUUAAUCAGGCUUUGGCAUACAGUACUGCAAACAAGAGGAACUGUGAGUUUAGGUAGUCAAAAGCAGUUCAAUAUUUACAUUAGAAUUGGUUUAAUUUCUCAUGUAUUAAUACACAUUAAGAAGAGUUCCAAUGAUAUUGCUAUUCACUGAUACAACAAUGUGCUUUUUAAGAAAAGCAAUAAAAAUUAUUGCGCAUAUAUUAAUAAAAUCUAUAUAUUGAAUGUGUUAAAUCAUCUUUCCAGUGACCCAGAAAGAAGCCACACGAGUUUAUGCUGAUAUAAAGCCUGACACUGUUUAUUGUGUAAUACCAAAUACCAAUAAUGGCUAAGGGGGGAAAGCAUUGUAGACUUUUAUCAUAAACAAGCCUGAAAUAACAAUAAACAAAAUUAACAAAUGGUCUAACUCUCACAUGCUCUUUAAAACAUUCCCUAGCUCCGUUGUCCUCCUUCUCCCCCGUUUUCAUCAACUCUAACAGCUGACUACUUUGCCAUGUUCUUCAUUAAUAAAAUUAAUAAAAACAUCAGUGCACAAUUUUCCACCCCACAAUCUGUCAAGCACAUUUUAUCAGCAAACAUACACUCAUUAACAUCCUU
Molecule: messenger RNA, 4477 nt
Organism: Carassius auratus (goldfish)
Lineage: Eukaryota; Metazoa; Chordata; Actinopteri; Cypriniformes; Cyprinidae
Gene: asgr1c.2
Product: asialoglycoprotein receptor 1c, tandem duplicate 2
Exons: 8
Coding region: 2726-3574 (282 amino acids)
Source: RefSeq, a predicted model, not a curated record